GUAACUGUAAGGGCAUGGAGAUUCAUAUUUUUGACUUUGAUGGGACAUUAUUCUUCUCCCCAACGCCAAACAGACGUUUUCUUCGCUCAAAUUAUGACCCAUUUAUGUUUGGGAGACUUCAGGGGUCGUUGUCUACGGGAGGAUUCGGAUGGUAUCAGAGCCUGUCCACCUUGUCCCCGCCGGCUGUGCCUGCCGAGCCUGCUGAGUCGCGAUGGUAUGUAACUCCUGUCGUUAACUGGUUUCGUAGUCUUAUCGAGGGAAAAGUUUCCUCGUGUAAUGCUAUGCCAGAUAAACGAAGUGAGCACGUGUCCCCUGCGAUUUGUUUUCAAGAGCACACUAAUGAUGUUGAUGUGGCGAAGCGUUUGUUUUUCGUCUUGACAGGUCGUCAUGAGGGGUUUAGGAGCCGUAUCGAGUGUUUGUUGGAUCACAUAGGCUUGCUUCGGCAUAUCGAGCAUGUCUUCCUCAAACCGUACGAGGGGCCAGGGACUGUAGAAUACAAGUUGAACACUUUUUUGGAUCUCAUUCUAAGGUGGAAACCACAGCGUGUAUUCUACUAUGAGGAUCGCUACGAUCAAGGCGCAAAGUUAUUGGAAGGGAUGGAACAACUGCAAAGUGUCCUAUCUCCUCGCCAUGACAGUGAUACACAUUUGUGCUCCCUCUAUGCUCUUUUAGAUGCAAAUGCUCUGAAGCCCGGAUUAGCUUGUGUGAUACCAUCUGUUCCAGAUGAGCCAUCUGUUGCAUCUUUUUCCUCACAACCUCACUAUGCUAAUGGAAAUAGAGGGUUAGCAAACUCUGAUAGCUCAGCAAAUUCUAGGAGAAUGAUAACUCGGGAAGAUCUCUACGGGGGCGACAUCAGCCGUCAGAGGCAAGUGGCUCGCUAUAUUCGCCGUUGGUUGGAGAAGACUAUCCAUGAACGUAACAAUGCCUUUAGGCAAGAGCGGCUGAACCAAUCCUCAGAGCCCCUUCCAGGAACAAAUGGCUCUUCUAGGGAUGUGGAGGCCAUUUGUGAUACAAAGGAGCUGAACUCAACAUCAGGGGACUCAAGGCCGUCCUAUGCUUCCACGAUGAAUGCAUCCAAGGACAGGCAAAAAAGCGCGGAUAAUUUCCCUUUGGAAAGUAUUCAGUUUUGCCCACCAUUGAAUUUUAGUUUCACUAUGGUGAUGACUCCAAAUGAAAUUUCCUCUCGCUCAUGUGCAAUGUUGACCCAGGCGCAACAGUCCGUCUUAAUUGCUACACUCAUUAAAGAAAGGGAAGCUUAUGAUGCAUUAAGGUUUCAUCCGAAUGGUAGCUGCUAAAUUUUAAUAUUUUUGAGGAUAUUUUAUCAUGUUUUUGUUAUUAACACUUU
This is a messenger RNA of Phytomonas sp. EM1, 1345 nucleotides long. The record is from the annotation of a GenBank genome assembly. Lineage: Eukaryota; Euglenozoa; Kinetoplastea; Trypanosomatida; Trypanosomatidae.